AGAUGCUGGUUUAAUUGAUUUAUUUUUCCUGUAAGUGUGAGAAGUCAGAAAAACAAAGGUUCUCAGUACAGAGUAAUAGUUUGACCAUUUGAGGCCAGUAGCCUCCUGACUGACUAGUUAAGAUGCAGAAAAGACAAGGGUAUUGCAGCUAUUGCCGUGUGCAGUAUCCUAACCUGGAACAGCACUUGUUUAGUGCUCAGCACAGAACCCUGACCAGACAGAGCCGACGUCGGACAAUCACCAACAAUACUUUGAUGGAACGCUUCCUGCAGGACGUUCUACGACACCACCCGUACAAUUAUCAAGACAACAGAGCUGCACCAAAUGAGGCAGCAGCAGCAGGAGCAGAGGCAGCAGCAGCAGAUCCUGGGUCCCCUGAAGUGGUCAUUUUGGAUGACUCAGAUGACAAUGAGGAUGACACUGCAGAGAGCAGUGGAGAGGUGUACUCUGAGGAUUCGGAAUCUGUUGAAGAGAUAGAUUGUAGACCUGGUACUUCCCAGGGAUAUGCAGAGGUUGCAGUUCGACCAUCAGUUAUUCAAAAGCUAGAGCGGGGACAGCAGCAGUCCUUGGAGUUGGCUCAUAAAGUUGAGAGUGGUAUGAGAAAAGUUAAUUCAGUCGGUGUUGUUCAGGCUACAACUAGUGGAAAAAUGUUAGUGCGUCCCCCAGUGAUUUGUAAUGCUCCUGCCAGCUCUUUGCCUAGCGGCUCUCGAGAGAGACCAGUUGCGGCUAACAGUGUUCCUCGGUUAGUACUGGCAGUUGCUUCAGAUUCCUUUCCAGCUUGUGACACAGAGAACCUUGAAACAUACUUUGACCCCCCAGAUCAGGGCUCUAGCAAUCCACCAUCUCAACCCAAACCUAAAGAUCCAAAAAAGAAACCGUUAAGUAUAAAUUUAGACAAAUUGUUUGCACAGAAAAAUCUCAGAGCUAAGGGUGCGUCUUUUUCCCCUGUUGUGCGAGUGCGGGAGCUAACAAGUGCUGAGCUUUGUUCUCUAAGAGUUGGGUCUUCUGAGUCAGGGGCAGGCACAGCAGGAAACCCCAGUGAGACUGACACACCACCAGAUGCAGCCCGUGAAGGUGCCAUUCCAAAGCGUCGUGAGGCAUCUUGUUCAAACGUGGUUCGUCCCCAAGAAGAAACAUGCUUGGUUCUUAACAGGCCAGCACUUCAGAAUCGCUCAGUGAGUUCUGAAGUGGUCGAUCAUGGCUCUCUUCAGCCAGUACCUGGUCAUUCCCAGGCUGCAGUACAUUUGGAAGAGGAAGAGGUGGAAGAGAGAGUUGACCAAGAUGAGAACUAUGAGUCUAGAGGUUCUGAUAUGAGUUUCAAUUGUGGGUCCUCUUGUCAGUCACAGAGGGCCCUGUCUGAACUGCCCGCUAGAGAAGUAAGUGUAUCAGAAGAAACUGGUGAUGUUCAGCCUAGGAAUGAAACACCUACUGUUUCUGGAGCAACUUCGGAUAAUGGCAGCAGUUCUCGUCAGGUGCCUACCAACCGUUCUCGAGUGAUCACACAGAACAUACAGUUCAUUAGUCUGGUCGAUGAAAGCUAUGAGUCUAGUGGCUCUGAAGUGAAUUUUGAAGGUGAUUAUGCACUUCCAUCAACUAGUCGCCAUCCCCCACAGCCUGUGAGAGUAGCAAACCUUCCUACACAGAUGGCUGUCCGCUUGGUUGGCAGCUAUGGAAGCGGUAGCUCUGAACCAUGUGAGGAUUCUGGGUCCUCAGCUGAUGAGACUCCAGCAGCAGCAGGACAGCAACAGCCUCCGAAGAAUGCCAGUGCACAACUGGUUGAUGAGAACUACGGGUCAAGUAGUUUCAGUUCUGACAGUGAUGCGGCUCCCCAAAUGCCUGUUCAAGAAAGAAGCCCAAGAGACAGAGCUGUCCAACAGGAAGAUGAACACCAACCCAGUAGUGCUGAAGCACACCCUGAACGUGAUGACUCUGUUGAGAGAGGGGUUGACGAACCCCAGAGAGAAGCAGAAGAGAUAAAUGCCCUGAACCAGAAGAAUACCAGCCGUGGGGAUCUGAACUGUGAGUCUCAUGGUCCUGAAAUGGGUUUUCAUGCUGAUGCUCGAUUAGAGGCUGAUCAAUCUCCAGUAAACCCCGAGGAAGUAGAUCUUGACCUAGAGAAUCAGAGUGUUCACUCUGGCAUGUCUAACCUAAGUUUUGAUACCCAUGCUUCUUAUCAGUCAGCUAAUGAUCAACCUCAAGGGGCUUGGGGUGAACUAAAUCUUGAUGAGUUAAAUGUCGACAUGGAAGUUAAGAGCAGUGCGUGCUCCAGUUCUGAGUUGACAUUUGAUUCCGAUUCCCCUCUUCUGUCAGUUACUGAGCGGUCUCUGCUGGAUUUUGAAGGAAUAAACGAAGAUGACUUUAACCUGGAAGAUGAAAACUGUGUGUCAAGUAGUUCUGACAUAACUUUUGAUUCUGAUAUUCCCGAUGACUCAGUAGCUGACCAACCUCAAGUAGCUGUUUAUGAGGAGGAACCUGUUGAUCUGCAAAAUAAGAGUAGUGCAUCUUGUGUUUCUGAAAUAACAUAUGAUUCUGAUAUUCCUCUUCACUCAGGAAAUGAUCACCCUGAAGUAGCUGUUAAAGAAGUAAUCAUUCAGGAAGAAGAAAACGUUCACUUAGAAGGGAAGAAUGACAAUCCCAGUGGUUCUGAAAUAUGUUUGGAUUCUAAUGCCCCUCUUCAUUCAGUGACUAAUACUCAAGUAGCUGUUAAAAAGAUAAAUUCCCCUAAAGAAGAACAGGUACACACAGAACAAAAGGAAAACGGAGCUACUGAUUCUGAACUAAGUUUGAAUUGUGACACUCUUAACUCAAAGCCUGGACAUUCUGAAGAUCCCAUUGUUGCCUGUGUUUCUCAAGCAAGAUUGGAUUCUCAUACCCCCUUUCAGCCUGUUAUUCACAGAUGUGAAGUAAUUGUCAGAAACGUGUGCUCUCCAAAAGAAAAGCAUGCUCAAUUGCCAAGUACAAGUACAGAAUCUCAUUCUGAAAUCAGUUCUGCAGCUUCUACUGCUUCUCAUCCAGUGGCAGAACCUUAUGUAGGUAAGAAAGCAAAGAGAAAGACAAAGCAUCUUGAAGAAGUCAAGAGUGAUGAUGAAUAUGAUGGAUCUCAAUCAACUUUCAAUUCUGAUGUGUUUCCUCAGUUAAUGACUGAAAAACCUCAACCAGCUGCUUUGAAAGAGGGCCAUGCUGACCCAAAAGAUGACAGUACUGAGCUUAGAGAAACUGAAGAAAAUCUGAAUACUGCUGGUUGUCUUGAUUCAGUCAUUAGCCCACCUCAACUAGACAUGAAGGAAAACCAUGUUGAACUGGAGGACACAAAUGACAAGCCUGCUGACUCUACAGCAAAUGUUGAUUCUACUGGCCACUCUGACUCACUGCCUAAAGAUGAUAACGUGAUCAUAAAAAUGGACGAGUGGAAAAAAGAGGCAAAGGUCCUUGAAAAGAAGAUCAGUGAACUUAUCUAUUCAAAACUGAUACACGAUUCUCAUGUUACUUUUCGUUCUGCAAUGGAUCAACUUGAAGUCGCUCUUAAACAAAUAAAUCUUGACAGUAAAGAUCAAAUGUCCUUGGAAGAUAACAACCAGGAGACCAGUUCUGAAACAAAUGUGGAUUCUGAUUUCUCGGUCCAGUCAGUAGUUGAACCACCUGAAGCAACUGGUUCAGAGCCUGAACACGUUAAACAUGAAGGUAGGAAUAACGAGUCUUGUGAUACUGAGGUAAGCUGUGAGUCUAAUGAUGCAGUCCAGUCAGAGGCUGCUCAGCAUAGUGAAAGUGAUGAAAGUGGAAGUCAGAAGGAUAAAGAUGACAAGGAAGGGCAGAGGGAUGAAGUGCAGGGUUUUGGAAUUACAUGUGUUUCCAGUGUCUCUCAGCCAUUGGCUGGCCAGACUGAAGCUGAAGUAGUUCAGGAAAUCAGCCCUUGGGAAGAUCAUGGUGAUUUGGAAAAUCAGGUUGUUGAAUCUAGUGACUCAAAUAUAAACUUUCAUUCUGAUGAACCGCUUCAGUCUGUGACUGAUACAACCCAAGAGCCUGUUCAAGAAAUAAGUUUACCAAUGGGACAUGUUAGUCCACAUGAUAGUGGCUCCUCUGAUUGUGGCUCUGAGUCCUGUGGCUCUGCAAUAGUGUCUGUUUCGAAUGUCAUUUUUUGUUCAGUGAUUCAGAAACCACAGCGUUUACAAAAAGGGUGUACCAGUCUGAAUGUAAAGAGCAGCAGCCCUUGUGGCCCUGAAGUGAUUGUUGAUUCCAGUGAGAGUCCUGAAACAAGUUUGGAUUCCAGUGACAUCCCUGAAACAAGUUUGGAUUCCAGUGAACCUUGUCAGUCAGUAGCAGGCCAUCUUAAAAAACCUGUCAAUGAAAUGAAUCUGAAAGAAGACCAUAUUUACCUGGAAGAUAAGAGCUACAAGCUAGUUGAUUUUGAACCAACUUACUAUCCUGAUGAUCCUGUUCAGUUUGUGACAGACCCAUCUGUGGAAGUCAACUUGCAAAAAGAGAAUCAGAAUGACCUAGAAAAUGAGACCUUUCAACCAUGUUGUUCUGAAGUAACAUGCAAUUCUGGUGUCCAUCUACAGUCAGAAGUUGACUCACCUCAAGUGGCUUAUAGUGAAGCAGACCCUGAGAGGAAAGAUCUUGUCAUAGAAGAAAAGUGCAGCGAGUCUUGUGAGCCAGAAGUGCUGUAUGAUUCCGACGUCUCUUUCCAGAUAGUAGUUAACCAGGUUCAAACAUCAGAUGGAGAAACAGAUUCACCACAGGUGGUGUUUGUGGAUGUUGUGUCCAGUGAUAGUGACUGUGACCGGGAAGUAAUUUCUGACUCAAAUAUCCCUCUUCAGCUAGAACCUGAGCCACCUCAGCUGACUAUCAAAGAAACCAAUGAUAUAAGCACAGAUUCCGUUGGUUCUGCAGCAACAGAAAAGUACCACUGUAAAUCCCGUGGUUGUGAUUGUAAAGCCUCUCAGUCAGUGACCAAUCAAUCCAAGGAAAGUUUCAAAAUAAUUAACCGAAAGAACGACUAUAUUAUUCUGGGAGAUUCCAUCUGUCCAUCUUGUGGGCAUGAACUCAAUUUCAGUGCUGAUGCCUCUGAUCAACCCACUACCUCCCAGUUACGAAGGCCUAAUCGUAGUCGCAUUAACUCGAACGGUAGAAACCAUGAGUCUCGUAGUCUUAAAAGAAGUUUCACAGUGGAACAUAAUCCUCAGCCAACGAUUCACAGAGAACUACAGAGAAAUGUUGAAGACCUUGAUCUUUGGAGCAAUCCAAGAAAUAUUGCCUUUUACAACAGGAUCUGGGAAUCUAGUAGGUUUGCACCAGACCGUGCUGCCUAUGCUGUGUCAGUGAUCCGUCAAACGUCUGUGACAGACAUCCCUUUGAAGUUAGGAGAUGGAGAUCUAGAAACUGAGAUCUCAGGAUCUGAACUGAAUUACCAGUAUGAUAACCGUCCUCAGUAUGACCCUGACCAACCUCUGCCUAAGAGAACACGCCAGCGUAAGAAGGUAACUUUUGACAUGAGAGUAACUAAGUAUGAAUAUCCACCAAACCCUAUGUACAUGGAAGGAUUCGAAGAGUUUCCAGAAGGUGAUCCUAAUGUACUAGUCCUUGAAGCCUCACCUCAGGUCCCUCCAACAUUUGUUGAAGUAACUCAACCUGAACCUGUGUUGAGUGAAGAUGAAGUGAGAACAAACACACAGGAAUUUCAAGGUCAUAUCUACAGUUAUUAUGAUGGUUCAUCUGAGACCAAGAAAAUAAUUCUGAGUGAAGAAGAAAAGGCUGCUUGGCCUGACUUUUAUCAGAACACCACAUCAGUUCACACUGUGCCACAUCUUGAAUAUAUUGAAGGCAGAGUUGGAGACAGCAGCGAUGUCUCAGUGGCCUUAGGCACACCAUCUUGUUCCCUAGCAGCAGAUCUUCAGCAGCAACAGGAGCAUGUGGCUUCUCAGAACCAGGUAGAAGGAGUUCAAUGUGGAGCUCAAGCCAGUUCUGGGAAGAAAAGAAAAAUGUCAGAACAAGAAGAAAGCUUACCAAAAAGGAAGCACUUCCACCCUGACAGCCAAGAAAAAAAAGAGCAAACUGAGUCACCUGCACAACAGACAAAAGUCUCAGAGUCUGUCCAGCCCGACUCUUUAGUCUAUAUUUUUUCUUCUCUGAGUAUGAAGGAAGAUCAGUCUUUGAACCCACCUAAAGCAAAGCCUGGCAGUGACAAGGGUCUACGAUUCAUAUACAGUUGUAAAGAACACAGUGCUCCUAACCCACCACGUAAGAAAACUGUAAUUAAUCCUCCACAGAACCUAACAGUACCAGAGCGUGACACACAGGAGGUAGUUAGCAGUGAUCUUAGUAGGAAUGAGCCAAAGUCCAGUGCAGGACAGAUUGGUGCCAACAGAUCAAGCUUGGCUUCAGCAGCUAGGAUGGCAAUGCCGAAGAAAAGAUGUGUGUUAAGAUACCUGGGGCUCCUUCAGUCUUCAUAUUCAGAAAGUUCAGGUGUGGGUGCUACUCAAAUUCCAAAGGACAAUCUCCAGCAGAAUCCUUUAAAUCAUGACAGUGCCAAAAUUCCUCCCAAACCAGUUCAAAAGGAGGUUCCUGAGAGUAAAGCUCCAAGGAAAUAUUGGAAAAAGAAGAUGGCAGCUACACACCAAUCAAGCUUACUUAAAAAUGCUUUCAAAACAGUGGUUCUCCGGAAAAAAUCAAGACUAGCGUCAGAAAAACUGGCUAUUUGGAUUCAGCUGAAAGCAACCGAUAUCAUUAGGAAGUAUGUUUCUAAAUGCCCUGGUGUGGGCCGGAAGCAUCAGUCAAAGACUCUUCUUAUUCGAAAGCAGCUGAGGAAGAAGAAGAUGGUCGCCAAGAAGAUAAAGGAGGUCAAGAGAGCGGCUGCAGCAGCGCGCUUGAGCCUUGCGCUCCGCCCAGCCGUAGCUGAGGAGCAGCCGUUAAGCGCUCCUGCAGUGCCUGCAGAGCUGCCUACUCCUAAUCUUCCCAGUGCUCCAGCAGUAAAGCACUACCGGAAAAGGCGCUACCGAAGAAAGAAGAAACUUCUUCCUGUGAGAGAAUAUGACCUGAGAAGCUCGAGCUCCUCAACAAGUACCGACAGGAUGGUGACCAGGCUUGCAAGCAAAUCCCGAAGUAAUGAGGCAAAGUAAAAGCGCGGGCCACGGAGAGGUCAGCCCGCCCCUGGAUGGAACACACGUGGACUUGAGCGCACAGACUUUCCCAGCUUUGGUAGGGAACUUGACCUGACACUAUUUUGCUACAGAUAUUAUUUUUCAGAGAUUUUCUAUUCAUUUAAAAUUUAGUGUUUAGGGUCCUUUUUUUUUUUCCUUUUAAAGGUUUAAAAGCAACCUUUGUCCCGUUUCUGUAGAAGAGCUUCAUCUUAAUUUGUCUUAUAAUUUAGCAUAGAAUUUUGUCCCUUAAAUCAUGUCCGUACUCAUUUCCUCUGAAAAUCUUUCGUGCCAAAAAAUUAUAACACUGGGAGAAUGAACACAGCAAACUUAUUAGUGUUAUCUUUUAAACAAUUGGAUGGAUAUCUAUUUUCCUAGUUACCAUGCUUAUAAGUUGGAUCAUCAAUAACUAUUGGGAUAAAUAAAAAGAGUGACAUUGUGCUAUCUCAGUUUUUGAAUAUGAUUAACUUGAAUGAUCACAAAAACAAAAUUUGUUUUUAUUUUAAAGGCAUUCCACGAAAUAAUCCAGUUUUUUUUUUGUUUGUUUGUUUGU
Molecule: messenger RNA, 7686 nt
Organism: Phodopus roborovskii (desert hamster)
Lineage: Eukaryota; Metazoa; Chordata; Mammalia; Rodentia; Cricetidae
Gene: Zdbf2
Product: zinc finger DBF-type containing 2
Exons: 5
Coding region: 123-7115 (2330 amino acids)
Biological process (GO): epigenetic programming of gene expression; genomic imprinting
Molecular function (GO): nucleic acid binding; zinc ion binding
Source: RefSeq, a predicted model, not a curated record